AUGUUCCUCCUGCUGCUCUUUACCCUCGCCAUAGCCGGGUUGGCCUAUUGGAUCUGGUGGGGCUACCAGAAGUCGUUUUAUUGGGACCGGAAAGGCGUUCCUAAUAUAAAAUCGAAACCGUUGAUUGGCUCGUUGUGGCGUACCGCGGACCCUAGUCGACCCUGGUUCCCAGAGCUGCCUAACUACACCCAGAAAUUCGGGAAAAUCUGGGGCUUCCAAGAGGGUGUCAAGAAUGUAUUGGUAGUUGCUGAUGCCAAGACGGUGAAGGAGAUCUUACACUCGAGAUUUGAGGAAUUUCAGCAACGGAAGGGCAAUCCCCUCUUCCAACCGGAAGCCGACGAUCCGCUUACGCAUCUCGCAGAAGCCUGGGGAUAUAGGUGGAAACGGCUUCGAGCCCUUGUCAGCCCCCAAUUCUCGAACAGCAGCUUGAAAAAGGUCCUUCCUACAGUUGCUGACUCUGUGAAAACGAUGACAGAGCUUAUUGGGAAGAAAGAAGGACAGGAAAUUGAUAUCCACACCUACUAUCAAGAAUUAACCAUCGAUGUCAUUGCUCGAAUUGCCAUGGGACAACAGGGUUCCACAAUGUUCCAAAGCGAAUACGCCGAUGAAUUACGACAUGCAUUUGCGAGAGACCCACGAGAGCCGCUCUUCCUCCUCAGCUGUGCGGCUCCGUUUUUCCAAAAAUAUGUCCGCCUGCUUUUCAUAUUUUUGGCACGACUAUUUGGGCUAGCAGCAGCCAAACUUUUGAUAAAAAUCGAGAAAGCCGUAAAGGAACGGAAGCAGCAGAGGGCAAAUGGCGGUGGUACGUCCGAAACGAAAGAAUUGGUCGACUUUAUCGAUCUAUUUUUGGAUGCGGAGGCUGAGGUCGAUUUGAAGGCGGAGGAAAAUUUGAAUAUGAAGCGCGACCACGUAGUCCGGCACAUGAUUGAGGAAGAAGUCGUCAUGCAAUGUUUCCUAUUUUUGUUGGCCGGCUUCGACACGACAGCCAACUCGUUGAGCUACGCGAGCUGGUACUUGACAAAGUAUCCAGAGGUCCAACGCCGUCUACAAGAAGAACUUGACCAAGUCUGCACGACAAAAGAAAUUACCUUCGAACAACUUGCCGAGCUGAAAUAUAUGGAUUGUGUGGUGAAAGAGGCUUUGAGAUUCCAUCCCCUAGGCACUGUUGCCGUAGCCCGAGUAGCGGAAAACGAUUGCGAGUUGGCAGGAGUGAAACUCGAAAAGGGAGACCAAAUUCAGAUCGAUGCCUACUCCAUUCAAGUAUCGCCAGAAAUCUGGGGCGAAGACGCCUUGGAAUACAAUCCCGAUCGGUGGCACAACCUGACCUCCGAACAAAAAGAUGCUUAUCUCUCGUUCGGCGCGGGCCCCAGACAAUGCGUCGGUAUGAAGUUUGCCUACAUGGAAGAGAAAUUGGCAUUGGCGAAUGUAUUAAGAAAGUAUAACCUCGAAGCUGGGCCGAAUUUUGAGGAAAAGCUUGCGCUAACCGGAUGGAUAACGAUUUCGCCGCAAUCAGUGACUGUCAUCGCCAAGGAGCGA
Messenger RNA from Mesorhabditis spiculigera, 1536 nucleotides. The record is from the annotation of a GenBank genome assembly. Lineage: Eukaryota; Metazoa; Nematoda; Chromadorea; Rhabditida; Rhabditidae.